This is a messenger RNA of Andrographis paniculata, 1245 nucleotides long. Its product is annotated as vesicle-associated protein 1-3-like. The transcript is spliced from 6 exons. Lineage: Eukaryota; Viridiplantae; Streptophyta; Magnoliopsida; Lamiales; Acanthaceae. The coding region runs from base 529 to 1086 and encodes 185 amino acids. Gene Ontology annotation, biological process: endoplasmic reticulum membrane organization. Gene Ontology annotation, cellular component: plasma membrane; endoplasmic reticulum membrane. The record is from RefSeq and is a predicted model, not a curated record.
ACAGUAGAGAGAGAGGGAAGAGAGAGAGGGAAGAGAGAGAGAGAGAGAGAGAGAGAGAGAGCGCUUCCUAUCAGAAACAAAAAGGAAAAGAAAGAAAUUGCACCACACCACAUCACAUCCCCACCAUUUUCAUUUUCAUUUUCAUUUCUCCAUGCUCCUCAAUCCACACUUUCUCUCAGUCAAUUUACCUAACUUGUUUUGAUUCUACGCCAGCAUAGCAUCGCAUCGCAUCGCCAUGGCAGAAUUCCUCAGCGUUCAUCCGUCGGAGCUUAAGUUUCCAUUGUGUGAUUUUUUAUGUGGCUUCGGUGUUCUGCUUCUCCUUCUUCAUGUGGACGUGUGGAUAAAAAGUUGAAUUGAGGAAGCAGAGUUCGUGUUCUUUGCAGUUGACGAAUAAGACCGGUCAUUAUAUUGCAUUCAAGGUUAUUCUCUAUGGUUUUUUCAUGCUGCGGUGUAACUUCUGCCCUUAAUUAUACGAAUCAUAAUUGGAAAUUUAUGUAUGCCUACUGAACUUUGGUAAUUGAUGAUUCUAUGAUUGCAAAGGUCAAAACAACCAAUCCAAAAAGGUAUUCUGUCCGUCCGAAUGCUGGUAUUAUUUCACCCAAUUCUGUAUGCAGUAUAACAGUUACUAUGCAAGCACAUAAAGAGGCUCCCCCUGAUAUGCAAUGUCGGGAUAAGUUUCUAAUUCAGAGUGCUAUUGCACCGCAUGGUGCAACAAACAAAGAUGUAACACAAGAAAUGUUCAACAGGAGGGAUGAGAAGAAUACGGGUGAGUUUAAAUUGAGGGUUGUUUACAUUCCGGCCAAUCCUCCAUCCCCUGUCCCGGAAGGAGAUGAAGAUGGGGCUUCCUCUACAGCAUCUUCCGCCGAUGAUGAGAUUAAAAGAUCUUCAUUUUCUGAGGCUGCACGUUCUACCAUCAUCAAGUUGAAAGAGGAGAAGGAGGCUGCAGUGAAGCAAAAUAAAGAGCUCCUUAACGAAUUGGAAAAGGCUAGGAAACAAACCAGGCAAGGGCGUGGUGCUGCAUCCAUUCGCAUACUGCUUUAUUUUCUUCUACUAGGCAUUUUGGUUGGGUAUUUCAUCCGGAAAUAACUGGUACAUUGCAAGAAACUAUUUUCUUUUUCUUUCUCUUUAUUCAUUUCAUUCAUUGUUCAUACUUGGAAUAUCUGAUUGAUCAUCUGUCGCGAUGCUUGUAACUGUGGAAUUUUAGGAGACCUUUUUUUUGUUGAAAAAGAAAAGAAGAGUUAGGCA